GAUGAAGCGCUCCACAGAUGUGCAGGUUUGCCUUUGCUACUUGACGCAAUGGCGAAACAAUUAAAACUCGCUUCUCUACCUGAAUGGAGGGAUGCUUUGAAACAAAUUGAGUGGUCUACAAACGAAGGAAUAAGUGGAGUGAUAAAUAAGGUGUUACAACUGAGUUAUGAUCAUUUAGAAAGCGAGGAUGCAAAAGUUUGUUACAACUCUGUGUUGCUUAUGGCAUCUCUAAGCCCUCUAUUGAAAACUUGGUGAGGUAUGGCUAUGGUUUGGGGAUAUUUCAAAAAGAUAGCAGAAUGGAAGAAGCUAGAGAUAGGUUGAGCACACUCAUCCGCACUCUUCAAGCCUCCUCCCUUCUGUUGGACAAUGAAGGCACGGAUGGGUUGAAGAUACAUGACUUGGUUCAUGACUUUGUUGCCCAGUCCAUUUUAAGAGAUCACCCUCUUCUCGUGCUGAAAGAUAAAGACAUGUUGACAACACAAUUGCAGAAUGAGAGGCUCAAAAGUUGUUCAGCGCUAUGCUUUCCAUAUAUUGACAUAAAGGAGCUUCCCAAAGAAUUAGAUUGUCCCGAAUUGCGCAUCUUUUUGCUUUUCAACAACAAUAUGUCUCUUGAGAUUCCAGAUUCAUUUUUCAACUCUAUGAAGAAACUUGCGGUUCUACAUCUAACUGGUGUACGUAUCACUCAUUCACCAACGCCAUUUCAAUUCUUGAGAACUUACAUACUUUGUGUCUUCAGAAUUGUUCGCUAGAGGAUGUGGCCAUUCUCGGCAAGCUAAAAGGGUUACAAGUUCUCAGCUGUGUGAACUCCAACUUUCAACGAUUGCCAAAAGAAAUUGGGCAACUAACAGAGCUGAGGUUGUUGGACUUGAACUAUUGUUUAAAUCUUCGGAUGAUUGAACCGGGUGUGCUUGGAAGAUUGAUCAAAUUGGAGGAGUUGUAUAUGGAGAAUAGCUUUAAUCAAUGGAAUCCUGUGGAGCAAACUCAACCAACUAAUGCCAGUCUGAUUGAGUUGAAUCACCUGAAGAAUCUUUGCACUCUACAUGUCUCCAUUCCCAAUCCAAAAGCGCUCCCAGAGGACCUAGAUGUCAAGAAAUUAACCAAGUAUAAAAUCCAGAUAGGUAAUGCACAUUGGAGAAAGGACCUAGGAUAGAGGAUUUUGUACCUCAAGUUGGAUCCAAUAAUUGAUGUUCUUCGAAAAGGAUGCAUACAAAGUAUCUUAAGUAAAACCGACGAUCUAUUUUUGACCAAGUUGAACGGAAGCGAGCAAAGUAUUUGUGCAUUAUCUCAAGAAGGCUUUCCAAAAUUAAAGCAUCUACUGGUUGAGGAUAGUUCCUCUAUCCAAUACAUCCUCCAGUGUCGUUCCCUUAGUGCUUUUGAGAUGUUGGAGUCAUUACUUCUCAUAAAGCUCAACAACUUGACGAAGAUAUGCUACAGCCAUAUUUCCUCCUCCAAGUCCUUCGGUAAAUUAAAAGUAAUUCAAGUCAAAAGUUGUGACAAAAUGGAAGUUUUGUUUCCUCUUUCAUUACUGAGAGAACUUCCACAACUAGAAGAGAUUAAAGUUGUUGGUUGCGAGUUAAUGCAUGGGAUUGUAGAUGUUGAUGAUUGUGGCAAAGUGGAGUUGCAAAAUUUGCGUAUAAUGAAUUUGCACCAAUUACCAAAUAUCAAGAAUUUUUUCACCAUCCGGAACAACUCUUUCGAGUAGUACAUUAGAGGACCAAUUUGGCACUCAAAUUGCAUUCUUCAAUGGGCAACAGGUUGCCUUUCAGAGAUUGGAGACAUUAGAAAUCAUUGGCUUGGAUAGCCUCAAGUUUAUAUUUUUCCCAUCCAUGGUUAAAUCUCUCACACAAUUAAAAAAACUAACUAUAUCGGAUUGUGAGAAGACGGAGGCGAUCAUUAUGGAGGAAGAAGGGUUGGGAAUGGAAACAUCAGAAAUUUUGGCAUUCCCGAUGUUAACCGAUUUACACUUAGAACGAUUGAAAAGUUUGACGUGCUUCUCUCAUGGAAAGUGUGCACGAGAAAGUGGAAGUCAAGAUCGUGUCACAUCACGUGCCACUGUACUCUUCAAUCAAGAGGAUUCAAGAUAUAUUCAACAUCUGCAAACUCUAGAUGUGUCACAUUGUGAUGGGUUAUUAAAUAUGUUCACACCGACAAUUGCUGAAAAUUUGGUGGCACUUACAAAAUUGAGGAUAAGUAAUUGUAGAAUAUUGACAGAAGUCAUUAAUGAUGAGAAAGGUGGGGAUGACCGUGUGGUGGCUUUCAAUCAAUUGAAGUAUAUGGAGCUUGAUGGGUUGAUAGGGUUGAGAAGUUUCAGUUCAGGUGGAUACACUUUGAUGUUCCCGCUCUUGGAAGAUAUCAUUGUGACUAGAUGUCCCAACAUGAAGUUUUUCUCUCAAGGACCGAUGGAGGCAUCAAAGUUAAAGAGAGUUCAAGUAUCAAAGGAAGUGUGGUUUUGGGCAAGAAACCUCAACAUCACCAUCCAGAAUAUGUUUGAAGAAAUGGUACGCACUAGUUACCAAAUUCCAUGUAUUUGGAUGGUUUUGACCACUAAAUGAAUAAUAGCUUUUUGCUAGCUAGAAAUUUAUGCUUA
Molecule: messenger RNA, 2587 nt
Organism: Eucalyptus grandis
Lineage: Eukaryota; Viridiplantae; Streptophyta; Magnoliopsida; Myrtales; Myrtaceae
Exons: 4
Coding region: 1827-2552 (241 amino acids)
Source: RefSeq, a predicted model, not a curated record